Molecule: messenger RNA, 774 nt
Organism: Suncus etruscus (white-toothed pygmy shrew)
Lineage: Eukaryota; Metazoa; Chordata; Mammalia; Eulipotyphla; Soricidae
Product: speedy protein E4-like
Exons: 6
Coding region: 1-774 (257 amino acids)
Biological process (GO): positive regulation of cyclin-dependent protein serine/threonine kinase activity
Molecular function (GO): protein kinase binding
Source: RefSeq, a predicted model, not a curated record
AUGGCCAACAGGGGGCAGGCGCCGGGCCCUGAGCCCCAGAGCCCCAAGAUAAGCAGUUCGGGGAUCCCCCUAGGCCUGGAGCAAGAGAUGCUGGACCCUCCAGAGCACUGGUGGGUCCACAGACCCUGGUUCCCUGCUCAGGGCCGCAAGAGGAGGAGGGCCCGGCUGUGCUGGGAGCAGGAAGAAACUGAGGAAGAGGAGGAGGAGGAGAGAGAUGAGGAUGAUGACGAAGAGGACAACUCCCGCCCUGGAUUAUUUGCCAUCCUCACCCGUGCAUUAUUCUCAGAGGAGCAGCAGCAGGAAGAUGAGGAGGGUCCCUGCAGGUGCCCCAGGAAGCGGCUGCGGCUACAGGACAGGGAGGUUCUCCCAGAGCACCAUAUCGCCUUCGCCAGGCUGCUAAGUGACCCGGUGGUGAGGAGGUUCCUGGCUUGGGACCAACACCUGGAGGUGUCCGACAAGUACCAGCUGGCCAUGGUUGUGGCCUACUUUAGCCGCUUCGGGCUCUUCGGCUGGCAGCUGCAGCGCAUCCACUUUUUCCUAGCGCUGUACCUGGCUGGCAACAUAGAGAACCACCAGGAGGCCAGAGAGACCCUAUUCUCCUUGAUGGAGGACAGCCACAGCCACCUGCAGCGGCCCCAAUUCCACCGCCUGCGCCUGAUGCUGCUGCGCUCCAUGCGCUGGAGGACCCUAGUGAGCCGGGACGAAUGCGAAGAGAUCCAGGCCUUCGAUCCCGAUCUGUGGGUUUGGGGCCGGGACCAUGCGCGCCUGACCUAG